AUGCCGAGAAGGGAUAUAUACAAAGAUGCAUUCGCACCGCAGCCUACAGGAAAAAUACUAAAAGCUUGGGAACGAGCACCAGUGGUCUCACAUGCCCCGCGCUUACAUGGCCAAAAAAUAUGGAAAAAGAGAGGUGGAUUGCGAGCCGCAAAGGACAAUAAGGAGAAUUAUAACGACGCGUUUCUAGAGUUGGAAAAGGAAGGCGCGGGUUCGAGGAAAAAGGCGAGGGUGGUAGGAAAUAAGGAAGAUAUUUCGAAAGCUAAGUGGCAUGAGGGGAAAGAUAAGAAUGGCGAGUGGAAUGAAAAUACUAUGACGGGCAUGAGUAGUCCAAGGAAGAAUGUGCUGGGGAGUCCGGAUAAGUCACAAGUAGUGCCUAGGAAGAGGACGAAUGCCAAUGUGGUUAUUACGCCUAGAAAACCAUUGAGACAGAUGUUACUUGGUGGGGAGGGUCAAGGUUUGAGUGUGGGUAUGUCACUUUCUCCGACGAAGGAUAAAGAAGCGAGUGGUAGUCCCGUGAGGAGGAGAAAGGCGGCGAGGAAGAGCAUUAGGAAGUCGGUGAUGCCAAUGGACGACGCGCAGAUGGAUAAUGAGAAGCAUCAUGUGCGACACACUUCCUUGGUGUUCGACUUUGAGAUGACUACUGGGAAGAAGGAAAUAGAAUCAAAGCAAGGAUUUCAACAGUCACCCAAGAAGACACCAAAGAGACAAUGCCUUCGAAGAUCAAUGCGUGGGAGAAUUUCAGAGCCCGUUCAUAUUCUUGAGAAAGUCUUGAGUGUUCAUGAAAAAUAUAGCUCACAUGCUGGACUCGAUUUUAUUCCUCGCCGAAUCGAAACCCUUGAAGAUCGAACGAACGCAAUGGACAUUGACCACAAACAAGAUGUAUCCUCUGAGAAUGACAAGUCUCAAGGUACAGGGCUUACCUCAGCUCCGGAAUCAGCCAAGAAGCAGAAUAUAUCAAUCACUACUUUUGAUGCAGCAACGGAGGACCUUCUUAAUCAAAAUUCUAUUAAAAACGUCAAGCAAAAGAGAACAAGCUUACGCAGAAGCACUCGUCGCAGUGACCCACUGCUAGAGUCACGGGUUGAGAGGCCUCUCGUUAUGGAGAACACGGGGGUGACAUCACCAAACAAUUCUGCAGCGAGCAAUCGAGAUCUCGAGCCCGAGAAAAGUUUUCAAAGCACUGGCGGUGUUCUAAAUUCCGCAGUGACCCUAGGAAAUCCUCAUCUCCAAGAACUCGUUUCUAGAGAUACGACCGAAGAUACGGACGAAUGCCAAGGAGAUUCAAGCGAUUGUGGAAUGCCCAACCCCGUCGAAGAAAUAAAUCACAUUGUUGUAGAACUUCUUGACCAACCAGUUUCGGGCAACGAUAAUUUGGGUAGUGUUGACUCCCAAGAGUCGAUGCUGCAUUCGACCACUGAUGCUUGCUCGGUUGAAUUACCGGCUAAUGUUCAUCGACAACAAGCUUUCAGUGGCAUUGAAGACAUCCAACUGGUUAAGGAAAGCCCCACGGCUCACGUGGCUCCAUUGGAAGAUUCUGAUGACGAAGAUAUGGAUGAUUCUAUGUCAGAGCUAGGUGAAAUCUUACUCGAACCUAAUAUCAAUGUUGCAAAUCUUGGGCUUUCGUCUUCAAACCGGUCAUCUCAUGACAAUAUCAACGAAAUGGAGGAUACAGCGGAAUCUGACCCUAUCGAGGAUCCCGAGUCUUUCGAUUUGAUGCCAAUCAAUAGCCUGCACGCUAACAAUCAGCCUAUCAAUCCCGAAGCUGAUGUUACGCUAUCUGAAUCAUCGGCAGCGUUUGCCACGACCUCUGACAUCGACGACGCCUUCUCUUUGAGUGCAACUUCCUCAUUCGAGAACGAUGAUACGGAUAUACUUCGCCAAUUUCUCACCCGAGUGAAAGCAGAUAAAGCUGCGAAAGCCGCAGCUCCCGCUCCUAAAAAGAGAAAGUCACUACCCCAUUCACCUCUUCGAAUUCCACUUGGGGACAUCAUGAAUGCUGAAGCAUCAUCGCCAGUACAGGCACCAAAAGAGGAGUUUGACCUAAGCUUCCCAGCUACAACAUCGCCUUCACGGAAGAGCCGCGCGGCUACGCCACCAUCUAUCGACGAGGUAGAUGUGGAAGCUAAAUCUAUUAGAAGAAGUGGCAGAACCCGUCCACCAGUGCCUAAAAUUCCCCUUCCAGCGCCUAGCUCCAUUCCAGUUCGAAGGUUAGGUGGACAUGAUGGCGAUACGACCAUCACUCUCAAACAAAGUGUCGAAAAAGAACUCGCCGCUUUGACUCGUGUCAAUACUAGGAAGAACAAGGCAGGUGCUGUUCUUCCAGAAAUACUCUUAGCAAGAAAGGCAAAUGGGAAAGAGAACCCGGCAAAGAGGCAAAAAGAAUUGAAGGAAAUGUUUGAAGAGAAAGUUAGGAGGGAGAAGAAAGCUCAGGGCAAACCGAGAAAGUCGGUUGUAUGGGCUGAGGAAAUUGCUCGGUAUCAAACACUAGAGAGGAAAGACAAGAAGACGAUGGAGAGUAGGAAGGUCAAUAAGAGUGGUGAAAGAAUAGUGGACGAGAACAAGUCUGAGGAAGCGGAAGAAGUGAAAGAGAAAAUGGUGAGGGUGAAGAUCCCUACAAUCUCUAGCUCGAGGACUAGCAAAAUUGCUCUAGGGAUUCCUACAGCUAAUGGAACACCUUCCAAGAAGAAGAGGUUGAUAAGAUCAAGGUGA
Molecule: messenger RNA, 2709 nt
Organism: Sclerotinia sclerotiorum 1980 UF-70
Lineage: Eukaryota; Fungi; Ascomycota; Leotiomycetes; Helotiales; Sclerotiniaceae
Exons: 1
Coding region: 1-2709 (902 amino acids)
Source: RefSeq, a predicted model, not a curated record